AUGGUCCGGGUCCUGAUAACAGGCUCUACGGAUGGCUUCGGCCUCGAAGCCGCCCGCCAGCUAGUCCAGCGCAACCACACCGUCUAUCUUCAUGCGCGCAGCCAAGAACGCGCAGACCACGCCAAGGCCAAAUGCCCCGGAGCCGCUGGCGUGCUGAUCGCAGACUUGACCAGCGCCGCAGAAACGCGCAGACUAGCCGAGGAAGCAAAUGCGAUUGGUGUCUUCGACGCUGUCAUCCUAAAUGCCGGAUUGCUUUACGGCCCCUUCCGUAAGACACCCGAUACUGGCGUGCCAGCCCUGGUCUUCGUCAACGUGAUCGCGCCUUAUAUCCUGUCUUGUCUCCUUCAACAACCGAAGCGUCUUAUAUUUAUCGCUUCUACCUUACACCGAGAAGCCAAUCCCAGCGUGAAGGACAUCUUCUGGAUCGGGCGCGGGGAAAAGGAAUUCCAGGAUUUCCCGGCAUACUGUGAUUCGAAGUUGCACGUUAUCCUUCUUGCUAAUGCGGUGGCGAGGCGGUUUAAGGGUACUUCUGUGACUUCUGUGCAUCCGGGAUGGGUUGCUACUAAGCUUGGAGGUGAUGGUGGUCCCGAUAAACUGGAGGAUGGCGUUCAGACAUACGUUAUGCUGGCUGAGGGUGAUUACGAUCAAAAUCUCACUGGUGUUUAUUUUGAACCCAAAAGGAAGCUCGGCAUGCCUCUUGCGGUGACAGCGGAUGAAGCCCUGCAGGAAGUUGUCGUUAAGGCUUGCGAGGAUGUCACCGGUCUUAAGCUGGGAGCUUGA
Messenger RNA from Penicillium paradoxum, 780 nucleotides. RefSeq lists its product as uncharacterized. The transcript has a single exon. The record is from RefSeq and is a predicted model, not a curated record. Lineage: Eukaryota; Fungi; Ascomycota; Eurotiomycetes; Eurotiales; Aspergillaceae. The coding region runs from base 1 to 780 and encodes 259 amino acids.